This is a messenger RNA of Pisolithus orientalis, 1026 nucleotides long. RefSeq lists its product as uncharacterized. The record is from RefSeq and is a predicted model, not a curated record. The transcript has 6 exons. NCBI's taxonomy places the organism in Eukaryota, Fungi, Basidiomycota, Agaricomycetes, Boletales, Pisolithaceae. Bases 1 to 1026 code for a protein of 341 amino acids.
AUGCCACAUCCCCUCCGUGAGAUUGCUGGUGAUUGUCUGGUGUAUUCUGUUCCCAUUAUUGUCUUCAUUGAUGAUGUCUCUGGCAACAAAUUGAAACAAUGGAACAAACACUUCUCAUGCUACAUGUCAAAUGGUGCUCUGUCUCAUGAGAAACUGAAUCAAGAUUUCCAUGUGCAGUUUGUGGCAACAUCACUGAAUGUGACUCCACUAGAGAUCAUGCAGGGAGUUCACAAGGCUAUUGAAAAAGCAUUUGAUGAGCCUGUUGCAAGCUGGGACUGCCAAUUGAAGGAAGAAGUAUUGUUACAACCUUUUGCACUUUUCUUUGCAGGUGAUAAUACUAUGCAAGUGGAUCUUAGCAGUUCUGCUGGCUUAAAUUCCAAUUAUUUUUGUCAAACAUGCAAAGUUGGCAGAACACACAAACACAAGCACUCUGAAAUUGGGUUUUCACAAAUUUUGCAGGAAGGUGUCUUGUGGAAUAGCAAUGUGACUGCUGAACAUGUCUUUCAGCAACUUAUGAUGGCACUUGAACCAAACAUAGCCAGUGCCCUCAAUGAUGCAGUAACAGGGAGUGGCAUCAAGGAUAUGAUUGCCCAGCCAAUCAUCAAACACCUUGUCAAACUUGGCCAGCAGCUUUGGAAAGGAUCAGUGGAUAGAUUGCCUCUUUCCCCCAGUGAUGCCCUUACCAACUUAACAGAGGAACUGAAGAAGAUCCACACAUCAUCUGGUGGUGCUGUGAUGAAUCCUCUGUUAAAUAUGCCAGAUACACUGACAGAAAUACUACACAUAAUUCUUCUCAGCAUCAUGAAGUAUUAUUGGGCUCAAACAGUCUGGUACCUUGAGAAAGAGAAAAACAUACAGUCAGAGUAUAUGUGUCACUACAAAGGUGCCCUGAGUGGCAAACACUUUAAGACUCUUGUGCAGGUCAUGUCAUUUCUCAUUUUUGAUCUGGCAUGGCUUGUUGCCAGAAGGCUUAUGGUACUUGCUUGGCAAACUGAUAUUGAGGAUCUUGAUGCUUACACAGUAUGA